AUUUUAAAGGAAUAGUUAAAUGGGUUAGACGUUAUAGCGAAUUAUGCCCCCUAUUUCGUCAUAAACAACAGAGCAAGUGCGGUCUAGUGCUCAUUAUACUGACGAGGUGAAAUAUUUGUUAGUAAACAAGAAUUCCUCUCGAAACGAAGAUAAAUGUUAGGAUGACCACACUGAAAUUCAGAAGAAAUUAUCAAGAGAUGUGGUCUUGAGAUGCCUUGCAUGCAAAAUGUGGAUCCCUUUAAGAGGUAGCAGGCAGUUUUAUCUGCCUGCAUCACAGAUAACAGGAGUUGUGAAGAAGUUUUCAGGAGAACAAAUGUACAAAAACAAUCUCUCCCAGGUGUCUCUCUUUUGGUUAACUGUUGGCAAUGGACGUCAGUUAUUUAGAAUAUUUUCAUCUUCCUGUACUUGGCAGCACAGAAAGCAUCACUGCUAUAGCUCUCAUUAUCACGCUCCGUUUACUAUAAGAAAAAUGACGGGCGGUACAUUAGUUUUUCCUCCUCUUUCUCCAUCAGCAAUUACGCCUCUUCCUUUAUGGUCACUGCCUGACACUACGUUUAAGGAGUGUCAUGUGCGGUUGUAUUCUACAAAGCCUCCAAGUCAGCCAUCAACUCCAGUAGAUGAAAACCAAAAUGAGAUACAGACCUUAAAAUCAUCUACCAGUAGUAAAAGUACUACUGCUAUUCAAAACGAUGGAAUCAAAGAGGAAAAGCUGUCUCUUGUCCAGAAAUUCAAGCUUAUGUACAAGCAGUAUUGGUAUGUCUUGAUCCCAGUACAUGUAGCAACAUCUCUUGUGUGGUAUGGCUCUUUCUUCAUCGCUGCCAAAAGUGGUGUGGAUAUUGUUCCAUGGCUGGAAUGGAUAGGAGCUAGUGAAAAAAUUCUAAGUCAUCUUAGAAAUAGUAAUGCUGGGUAUUAUGCUCUUGCUUAUGCCAUGUACAAAAUUGCUACUCCAGCAAGGUACACUGUAACCAUUGGUGGCACAACUCUAUCAAUCAAUUACCUCAAGAAACGUGGCUACAUUAAGCCAGUCCCAUCAUCUGAACAGCUCAAGGAAAUGUAUGAAGCCGUGUGUGGUAAGGUUCAUUCAAUAUUGAAAAGACCUUUCAAGAAGGAGAAAGAUGAGCCAGCAUCACCAACACAUGAUUACACUCCAGUGUAGCUUGAAACAGUUUCAUAGUUCUGUAGGAGAAAGUUGACAUUUGCAUUGUUGCUGGUUUUCAUCAAACCAGUUCUGUUAACCCAAAUAAUGUCAGUGCUAGUAACUCGGCCAAUAGGCUGGCUUUUAGUAUUCAUUGAUUGGGUUCCAGAUCUAUCACUUCAUGAUCUGCAGGAAGCAGUUCAUGACUCAUUGCUGACUUUUAAGUAAAAUUAAACCUAUCUAUAAAAUGUUUGAGGUACAGGUCUUAGUAUUCACUGAAGAUGUACACUUGUUGUAGAGAUUAUGAGGCCUUCACAUCACCAAAAUCUUUAAGAAUUCAGAAAAAUCUUUGUCUAUGGAAGGAAAGAUAAUUAAUUUUGUUCUUACCUCAUGUGCAUAACCAUGGCUAAGCAGCAUUAUAUGUAAGAAGUUUUUAUUGUUUAAAGAAUUGUACAUACAAUGAUAGCUAAGUUGAAGUAUUUAUUGUCUUACACUCAAUUGACCAGAAUGCAGUUUUGUAGCUCCAAGAUUGUACUAUUAAGAAGUGGAAAAUUUUGAAUUUUGUUUUACCUAUAAUCAUACACCAAGACGGUACAUUUGUAAUAAUUUUACUUAAUAAUCAACACCUAGUUAAACUUAAUAAAAGCAAUAUCACCUCAAAUCCUUGUAUUGGGUGCCUCCUCUGAUAAUUUGGUGUAUUGUGAACUAUGGAAAUGUUUGGUGUAUGUAGAUAUGUGACAAGUAUAACUGUAAUUAAUCAUAUAAAGUACUGUAUCAAAGAGCACAAAUAUAAGAUCAGAUGGAAAAUACUGUAAACCAAAAAUAUGAUUAAUGAAAAGAGUAUCAAAUAGGGAGUCAUUACUAUUAAACUUGCAGUAGUU
Macrobrachium nipponense is the source of this 2016-nucleotide messenger RNA. RefSeq lists its product as uncharacterized. Lineage: Eukaryota; Metazoa; Arthropoda; Malacostraca; Decapoda; Palaemonidae. The transcript is spliced from 8 exons. The record is from RefSeq and is a predicted model, not a curated record. The coding region runs from base 227 to 1156 and encodes 309 amino acids. Gene Ontology annotation, cellular component: mitochondrion.